AUGUACUUUCAAAUUGCAGGUAAAAAAAAUCAACACAUUAUCUUCAGUUACAUUCUAGUCUAUUCUUAUAUAUUUUAUUCUCUUCCUGUAUCUAUCUAUCUAUCUAUCUAUCUAUCUAUCUGUCUAAUCCUAUUCAUAUCUAUCUAUCUAUCUAUCUAUCUAUCUAUCUAUCUAUCUAGCCCAGACAUUCUUUUUCUAUCUAUCUAUCUAUCUAUCUAUCUCAGACAUUCUUUUUCAAUCUAUCUAUCUAUCUAUCUAUCUAUCUAUCUAUCUAUCUAUCUAUCUCAGCUAUUCUUUUUCUAUCUAUCUAUCUAUCUAUCUAUCUAUCUAUCUAUCUAUCUAUCUAUCUCAGCUAUUCUUUUUCUAUCUAUCUAUCUAUCUAUCUAUCUAUCUAUCUAUCUAUCUAUCUAUCUAUCUAUCUAUCCCAGCUAUUCUUUUUCUAUCGAUCUAAAAAAAAAGGAAAAAAAACAAAUCUUUUCUUAUCUAUCUAGUCUUUUAACUAUCUAUCUAUCUAUCUAUCUAUCUAUCUAUCUAUCUAUCUGUCAGAAUACUUGUGAUGAUAUUCUCGGGUCGGGAGAGGGAAAAUACAACUGCAUCACGCAACAAGAUGACGGCAUAUCCGCCUACGAAACUUUGCGUCCGUAUACUGACAAUUUAACUCUAUCUAUCUAUCUAUCUAUCUAUCUAUCUAUCUAUCUAUCUAUCUAUCUAUCUAUCUAA
This is a messenger RNA of Acanthosepion pharaonis, 720 nucleotides long. NCBI's taxonomy places the organism in Eukaryota, Metazoa, Mollusca, Cephalopoda, Sepiida, Sepiidae. The record is from the annotation of a GenBank genome assembly.